CAAAAAUGUUCACAGAAGCAAAAUAGCAAGAAGAAGAUCCAUCUACUUUGUUCAGAAAUAAAAAAAAAAAAAAAUAUAUAAAAUUAGCAAUUCUUCUCUUCAAGGCUGCUUUUAUUUUUAAUUCAUUAUUAUUGUUAUUCGUCGUUUAAAAAUCUAUUAACAAAUUAUAUGUUCAACGAAAUAUAACUGUAAAAAUUGAACAAAAGUGUACUUAAAGUAGUGGCUCUUCUACAGACACACAAAAAUUAUAUUAAAUUAAAACAAAGAGUACUCCCGUUUUUUUUCUGUCGAAUUCAGUUAUAAUAAAAUCACUUCAUUGUACUGUUUUUUCGACAGACGACGACACAAAUCCAAUUGGAAUUAUAUCGGAUUUGGUAUAAAUUAAUAAGACAACGGAAAAAGAUUCUUAGCCAAAAAAAAAAUAAAAUAAAAAACUUAAUGGAAUAACAAAGCGUGAAAAUAGUUUUAUCAAAUCUAUCGGAAUUUCACGCAGCUGAAACGCAAUAGAAUCUUUUAAUAAAUUUGAGCAACAAAUAUGUCAUCCCCAAGUGCUGGUAAACGUCGUAUGGACAACGAUGUGAUCAAAUUAAUUGAAAGCAAACACGAGGUGACAAUCCUCGGUGGUCUAAAUGAGUUUCAUGUGAAGUUCUUCGGGCCACAAGGUACACCGUACGAGGGUGGCAUUUGGAAGGUACGCGUAUAUUUGCCAGAUAACUAUCCCUUCAAAUCACCUAGUAUAGGUUUUGUCAAUAAAAUUUACCAUCCUAAUAUCGAUGAAUCAUCGGGCACUGUAUGCUUAGACGUAAUUAACCAAGCAUGGACGGCGCUUUACGACUUAUCCAAUAUAUUCGAGUCAUUUUUACCGCAACUCCUAACAUAUCCAAAUCCGGUCGAUCCAUUAAAUCGUGAUGCUGCAGCGUUGUACUUGCAUGAGCCAGAAGAGUAUCGGCGAAAAGUCGCCGAUUAUGUUCAACGGUACGCAACAGAGGAAGCUUUACGUGCACACCAAGAGCGUGAGAGCUCAGACAGCGAGUCAAGCAUGUCCGACUAUAGUGAAGAUGAAGCUAGGGAUAUGGAGUUAUAAUAUUGUUUUCGUCGUUUUAAUUUAAAAAAUAAAUUUUACAAAUUUAUUAUUGUAACUAUACACAUACAUAAUAAUAUAUUAAUUAUAAAUUAUGAAUAAUA
Episyrphus balteatus (marmalade hoverfly) is the source of this 1185-nucleotide messenger RNA. RefSeq names its product ubiquitin-conjugating enzyme E2 H (gene UbcE2H). Gene Ontology annotation, cellular component: nucleus. Gene Ontology annotation, molecular function: ubiquitin conjugating enzyme activity. NCBI's taxonomy places the organism in Eukaryota, Metazoa, Arthropoda, Insecta, Diptera, Syrphidae. The record is from RefSeq and is a predicted model, not a curated record. Gene Ontology annotation, biological process: protein polyubiquitination; ubiquitin-dependent protein catabolic process. The transcript has 2 exons. Bases 536 to 1084 code for a protein of 182 amino acids.